Molecule: messenger RNA, 1778 nt
Organism: Fonticula alba
Lineage: Eukaryota; Rotosphaerida; Fonticulaceae
Product: acetyl-CoA acyltransferase
Exons: 7
Coding region: 1-1470 (489 amino acids)
Biological process (GO): fatty acid beta-oxidation
Molecular function (GO): acetyl-CoA C-acetyltransferase activity
Source: RefSeq, a predicted model, not a curated record
AUGCUCCGGAUCUCGAUUGCCAGCGUCCGCAGCGGCCAGCAGGCCAUGCUGAUCUCGCGUGCCAUGUCCACCGCCGCCACCACCACCACCACCACCACUACCACCAAGGAUAGCAUCAAGUCUGGCAAGGCCCCGGCCAUCGACAUCAAGCCGCUGCCCGGCAUGGACCGUCAUGGCCGGCCGAAUGUGGUCCUUGUCGACGCCGUUCGCACCCCCUUCCAGACCUCGGGCUCUGGCUACCGCGAUCUCAUGUCCUACGACCUUCUGCGCUCGGCUUUCCACUCGCUGAUCCAGCGCACCGAGAUCGACCCGCACAUCCUCGAUGCCGUCAUCGCCGGCACCGUCAUCCAGGAGGUCCGCACGUCGAACAUCGCCCGUGAGGCGGCCCUCGGUGCUGGCAUCCCCAAGAACAUCCCGGCCCACACCGUGUCCCUGGCUUGCAUCUCUUCCAACGUGGCCCUCUCGCAGGCCGCGGAUCAGAUCCGCGCCGGCCAGGCCCAGGCGGUCCUCUGCGGCGGUGUGGAGACCAUGUCCGAUGUGCCGAUCCGCUUCUCCAAGCCCCUGCGCUCGCGCAUGCUGGCCUUCACCUUCCGCACCCCGAAGACCCUGUCCGGCAAGCUGGAGAUGGCGGCCAAGCUGCUGAAGGGCCUGAAGCUGAGCGAUCUGGCCCCCGAGGCGCCGGCCAUCGCGGAGUUCUCCACCGGCGAGGUGAUGGGCCACUCGGCCGAUCGGCUGGCCAGCCGGUUUGGCGUGUCGCGCCAUGAGCAGGACGAGUACAGCAUGCGCUCGCACCUGAGUGCCGCCAAGGCCCAGGAGGCUGGCUACCUGACCGACAUCGCCCCGGUCAUGACUCCCACCCUGGUGGAGAAGGACAAUGGCAUCCGCCCGGACACCAGCAUGCAGCGCCUGUCGCGCGUGCGCCCGGCCUUCGUCAAGCCCCACGGCACUGUCACCGCCGGCAAUGCCUCCUUCCUGACUGACGGCGCCAGCUCGGCCCUCAUCAUGUCCGAGGCUCGUGCCCUCGAGCUCGGCCUCACGCCCAAGGCCUACAUUCGUGACCACCUGUUUGCGUCGUGCGACCCGAAGGAGGAGCUCCUCCUCGGCCCGGCCUAUGCCAUUGCCAAGCUCCUCCCCAAGGCCGGCCUUACCCUGCAGGACAUCGAUGUGUUCGAGCUGCACGAGGCCUUCGCCGGCCAGGUGCUGGCCAACCUGAACGCCCUCAAGUCCGAGGAGUGGUGCAAGGAGAACACCCAGUUCGGCGGCGCCGUCGGCCAGAUCCCGAUGGAUCGCCUGAACAACUGGGGCGGGUCCCUGUCCAUCGGUCACCCCUUCGGCGCCACCGGCAUUCGCCUGCUGGCCACCUCGGCCAACCGUCUGCACGCCGAGAACGGCCGGCUAGGCCUGCUGGCCGCCUGCGCUGCCGGUGGUCAGGCCACCGCCAUGAUCGUCGAGCGCUACCCCUCCAACUAGAUCUCCCCUCCCCCGCCUCUCCUGUCCCGUGCGGCGUAGCCUGGCACCACUGGCCAGAGGGGGUGCCGGCGCGCCCGGAGCCGUGGUGCCGUGCCCGUUUCCCACCAUGCACUUCUGUUCACGAGUCCUUGCCCCCCGUGUGCGGCACCACCCACUGUGCUCCCCCUCGGAUCGCUGCGUGUGUGUGUGUGUGUGUGUUGUGUCCCCCCCGCCCUCGCACUCUGCUGCGUCACUCUCCCCCACACAAGGAGCCGGAGAAAGGCCUGGGCAGGCUGCAUGCUGUUCCAAUAGAGCCAACUGCCAACGCA